Messenger RNA from Clunio marinus, 204 nucleotides. NCBI's taxonomy places the organism in Eukaryota, Metazoa, Arthropoda, Insecta, Diptera, Chironomidae. The record is from the annotation of a GenBank genome assembly.
AUGUCUAAGAAGAAAGGCAGAGGAAAUGAAAAACAUUUUCAUUUUAUUCUCAACAAUUUGUUUUACAGGAAUGAAAACAGGAAUAAUGCGAAAAACUCUUCGAAAUUCAAGGAGUUGCGCAUGAACAUGUUAGGAGUAAAGUAUGGAGUAAUGGGAAUUAAAGUGAAUUAUCAACACAUGAAAAAUGAUAUAAAAAAAGUUUAA